Molecule: messenger RNA, 2028 nt
Organism: Metschnikowia bicuspidata var. bicuspidata NRRL YB-4993
Lineage: Eukaryota; Fungi; Ascomycota; Pichiomycetes; Serinales; Metschnikowiaceae
Product: aspartate--tRNA ligase
Exons: 1
Coding region: 1-2028 (675 amino acids)
Biological process (GO): aspartyl-tRNA aminoacylation
Cellular component (GO): cytoplasm; mitochondrion
Molecular function (GO): ATP binding; aspartate-tRNA ligase activity
Source: RefSeq, a predicted model, not a curated record
AUGAUGCGAAGGUCAGCCACAUCAUUCCAAAAGCAAAGCGGGAUAUUCCCCACAAGGAACCUCUCCAGACUACCCCCACGUGACACCACGCUAGCGAAAUUCGUGUUUCCUUCUGCGACACAUUCCGUCAAGGAUAUCCAUACAGAGGUCCAGGGGCCCGUCACGCUCCAUGGCCAUUUGCAUAGAAAACCUCGCAUCCAGGCCAGACGGAGUUUUGCCGAGUUGAGAGACGCGAACGGCGACGUGAUCCAAUUGCUUCUAUCCCCCGAGCAUACCGAUGCAGAGUUUUUCACAAAGCUCGAGGCUAGCGGGCCCGAAGACUCCAUCAGCGUGAGCGGGUUUGUGCAAGCAAAACACGCGAAAAAAGGCGCUCAAAAUUCCGAGUUUGAGGUGGUCGUGUCGCAGUUUCAGACUCUCAAUUCCGCCGGCGUCGAGGCGGCCCGUUUGGACAAGUUGAAACACGCCAAUCCGGCGGACAUCCCGGCGAAAUUCCGGUACUUGCAGCUCCGCACGCCGUUUUACCAAAACGCGCUCAGAACAAGAAGCAAAGUCGCCAGCUUAAUCCGUAACGUUUUGACAGAGUCCCACAAGUUCACCGAGAUCGAGACCCCGCUCUUAUUCAAGUCCACGCCCGAGGGCGCACGCGAGUUCUUGGUUCCCACCCGGUCGCCCUCCCGUCUUUAUGCGCUUCCACAGUCUCCACAGCAGUAUAAGCAGAUCUUGAUGAGCUCGGGGUUCUCCCGGUACUUCCAGAUCGCCAAAUGUUUCAGAGACGAGGACCUCCGUGCAGACCGGCAGCCCGAAUUCACCCAAGUGGAUAUGGAACUCAGCUUCAUCAACUCACGUGACCAGGUCACUGCCGUGGUGGACGACCUUGUUCAGAAGGUGUGGAAGGCUGCGUGUCCGCACCCAAUGCACAUAGUCGGGGCCGAUGGACUCUUACACCCAAUCCCAAAAGACGAAGAGUCCAAGAUCCCCUUCACAACUUUGACUUACCUUGAGGCGUUGUCCAAAUACGGAAUCGACAAGCCGGACUUGCGCUCGAAUUUGCAGUUCAUCGACGUGUCGGAGUUCUUCACGCCGGGCAAGAAUGCCCCUGCCUUUCCUGUGGUGGAGGCCUGUGUGCUCAAAAACGCCUUUUUGCCUGGCGAGCUGUUCAAGGUGCCUCAUGUCAUGACCGAUUCUGCCAGCUAUGCCAAGCGCAAACCUGUAAUUGUGAAAAUCGCCACGCAGGAAGACGCAAGAUCCUGGUAUGAAAAGUUCUGUGGCAAGGGCCUCAUUUCGCAGAACCAGGGCUUUUCUGCCACAGCCUUGCUUGAGAAAUUGCAACUUGCUCCCGGGGACGUGCUUGCAUUUUCGACAAGAGCAGAGUUGCCGUACGAGAAUCCAACGCCCUUGGGCAAGUUCCGACAGCUUGCAAUUGAGCAAUUUCCCGCCAGAUGGAACCGGCCAAUUGUGGCUGAGGAUGGGAGCAUCGUGCGAGACUACGACAGAAACGAGGUCUUUGUCGGACUGUGGGUAGUAGACUUCCCCUUGUUUAGCCCCGAGGAAGUGGCCGGCGAGACCGAUCCCGAGUUUCCCGUAUAUAGCAAGACAGACUUGCUGGCCACACACCACCCGUUCACGAUGGCAAAAAGCGAAGAUUACGAGUAUCUUGAAACAGAACCUCUUAAAGUCCGAGGCGAGCACUACGACUUGGUGAUCAACGGGGUUGAGGUUGGCGGUGGGUCACGCAGAAUCCACGAUCCGGAGUUGCAGAAGUACGUUUUCGAGGAGAUCCUUGCAAUAAGCAACCACCAGGAGCUUUUUGGGCACCUUCUCAAGGCGUUGCUGUUGGGAUGCCCGCCCCACGCUGGACUUGCCUUGGGCUUCGACCGCUUGUGCGCCAUGCUUGUCGGCAGCCUGAGUAUUCGAGACGUGAUUGCGUUCCCCAAAAACCAGUCCGGCUCAGACCCUGUGGUCGACAGCCCCACGGAUGUACUGCUGGCCACGUUGCAAGAAUAUCACUUGCGGAAGCUACAUGAAUGA